Molecule: messenger RNA, 1962 nt
Organism: Stegodyphus dumicola
Lineage: Eukaryota; Metazoa; Arthropoda; Arachnida; Araneae; Eresidae
Product: glutamate receptor ionotropic, NMDA 2B-like
Cellular component (GO): membrane
Molecular function (GO): ligand-gated monoatomic ion channel activity
Source: RefSeq, a predicted model, not a curated record
AUCACAAGCAAAUUUUUUAAAUAUGGUUCAAAAAACAUUUAGAAUGUUAAGAGAAGGCAAUUGGAAGAGGACAAGAAAUUUUUCUACGUAUUUGAAAUCUGUUACUCUUAUGUUUCCUGAAUACAGAGGAAUAGGACAUUAAAAAAGGAAUGCUACUUUUCUUGAAGUGCUGCUGCUAAAAGUAUAACAAAUUAUCCAUAAAGAAGGGCAAUAGAAGAAGAAAUAAAUGGAAUGUUUUUGUUUUUCCUGAUUAAACUUGAGCAAGAUUUGGCGACUUUUUACUUUAUUACAAGGAAGUUAAGAAUAUUGAAUGAAUAUGAAAAUUUUGAUUAGAAAAAUUAAGAAGGAUGAAAAAGAUACUUCUAAUUUUUUACUGGAUUUGAAAGCAACUUCUCAUUCACCUGUGUCUUAUUUAAAUCGUAACAAAAUUAAGCCCUCUAUAAGCUUUUAAAUACGUAAAGAUUUUGCUCACUCUGUAGCUGGAAAGAUAAGUUCUUAUUCUUUUUAUUAGUUAUAGAAGUGCUAACCUCAGAAUAUCUCUCCAUAGUUUUGGAUUUUGAGCUAUAUUUUACAGUGAUAAUAAUUUCACUAUCAUGUGUUAAUAUUUCUGCCUUUUGAAUAAACCAAGGCAUUUUAGCAAUACAUGAAAGUUAGUUUUAAACUUAGUGCUAUUUUUUAACUGUUUAUUGAAAACCUGGAGUACACAAAAAGUACAAGAAUUCAUGUUUACAAUUUUGUGAAAAUAUAAUGUAAUGACAUACUACAUAACUGUAUUAGCAAUAUGUGUGACUUAAGAACUAUGAUAUUAGUACUUAUGUAUAAAUGUUCCUACGUUUUGUCACUACAUGUAGAGGUGACGUGCCAAAUAUGACGUUAAGUCUCAAGUGUGUCCCUUCAUGGCAGCUAUAUUUGUAAAAUCAUUCUCCUUGAUGUCCAAAUCUUGUUGUGAUUACUUUGUUGUAUGUACGUGAUUUUAAACUAUUAUGAGUGCUGCUAGGAUGAUCCACCUACAUCUAUCCAUUUUUAUUGUAAUAACAAUAACUUUGAUUGGCCCUUCGAGCCAGAACUCGAUGACUUCAAUGUUCGAAUCUAAACAGUUCGACGAGUCUGUUUGGCAAGAAAAUCCUCCGGCCGGUCCACGCAUACCGAAUGUCUACCUUGGAGCAAUCAUCCCUAAAUCCAACUUGCUUUCCCUUCAGAGGAUGUUCUUUAAAAGGAUUUCAGACACCGUUGACAGCAUAAAUAACAAUAAAAUCAAACUUUAUGACUUCACCUUUACGAAACAUUUCAGGAUAGGCCGUGGGCCAUGGAUGAUGAUGAAUCUCGAAGCUAGUCCAAUGGAUAUUUUGAACACACUUUGUAAGAACCUUUUAGCGCAUAAUGUUAUUACAGUUAUAUAUCUGACUAACAAUGAAAUAUACCAAGGAAAUGCUGCAUCUGUACAAUAUUUACUUCAACUAACAGGUUACCUGGGUUUACCUGUUAUAGGCUGGAAUGUGGACAAUGUAGGCUUAGAAAAGAGAGUGACAAACUCAAAGGUUUUGCAAAUGGCUCCAUCUGUUGAGCACCAAGCUGAAGCUAUGCUUAGUAUACUGAGAAGGUACUCUUGGCAUUCCUUCGCAGUGGUCACUACCAAGUUAGGUGGACAUGAAGAUUUCGUACGAGCCCUUAGAGACCUUAUUCAAAAGAUGGUUUAUCAUGAUUUUAAAUUUACAAUAGUGGAUAUCGUUACCUUAAAAGGAAAAAAUAAAGAUGAAAUUCGGAAUGAACUUGAGGAUUUAGCAGACAGUGAAGCAAGGAUUAUGCUUCUUUUUGCUACAAGGGACCAAGCUAAGGAAAUAAUGACAGCAGCUACGGAUUUAGGACUGACUAGUAAAAACUACGUCUGGAUAGCAUCACAGACCGUAGUGGGCACUAUUCUGGAUAGUUCCAUUUUCCUCCAGUUUCCCAUAGGAAUGCUAG